Molecule: messenger RNA, 2029 nt
Organism: Capsicum annuum
Lineage: Eukaryota; Viridiplantae; Streptophyta; Magnoliopsida; Solanales; Solanaceae
Product: zinc finger CCCH domain-containing protein 48
Exons: 9
Coding region: 373-1677 (434 amino acids)
Molecular function (GO): metal ion binding; protein binding
Source: RefSeq, a predicted model, not a curated record
GACGCGGAAGAAACAAUCCGUUAGUUAUCUGGGUCGUAAAGUUGACGCUGUCGGGUGUAGUAUACCAAUUGGGCAUCCUUCUCCUACCCCCUCCCGCCCCCCGCCCCAAAUUAACUCUCUGCAACUCCAAAAUUAAGGUUUCCAAUUCAUCCUAAACCCUAAUAUUCAAUUCCAAUUCUCCUCCUUUUCAUUGUAUCAAUUUCAUUGAACAAUUCUAAAUCUGUUUCAUUCAUGAUCAAACCCUGUUCACUAAUUCACUGGGUUUAUCUCCUGAAGAUCCGCUGAAAUUAUCAAACUUCACUGUACAAUUUGUCGCCCAAAAGAUCCACUGACAAACUCGCUAAUAAAAAAUUGAAGGUUACAGUAAGGGUAAUGGAGAUGGAUGGAAGCAAACGUGUUUUCCACCGGUUAGGUCCUUCACAAUUGGACAACAGUAAUAAUAAACAGCAAAAAGUUUGUUUUCAUUGGCGGGCUGGAAGAUGCAACAGAUUUCCAUGUCCCUUUUUACAUAGAGAAAUACAAGGACCGCCACCACAUCAGCAGCAGCAUGUGGCAGGGAAUGGGAUGUCGUCUUCCUCGUCGAAGAGGCCUCAUAGGUUUAACGAUGAUAAUAGAGGUGGUGGAGGGAUGCGGAGGAAUCCGAAUUUUAAUAAUACGUGGGGAAGAACUGCUCCUGGUGGAGGUGCAGUUGUGAAGAAGACCGAGAAAGUUUGUAAUUAUUGGGUUAAAGGGAAUUGUACAUAUGGAAAUACUUGUAGGUUUUUGCAUUCGUGGACUACUGGUGACUGCUUCACAUUGUUGACCCAACUUGAAGGACAUCAAAAGGUUGUUACGGGGAUUGCAUUGCCAUCAGGCUCGGAUAAGCUUUAUUCAGGGAGUACGGACAAGACAGUACGAGUGUGGGAUUGCCAGUCUGGCCAGUGUGCAGGGGUUGUCAAUUUUGAUGGUGAAGUAGGUUCUAUGCUGAGUGAAGGGCCAUGGAUUUUUGUGGGUUUAACUAAUCUUGUCAAGGCAUGGAAUACUCAAACAGGAACUGACCUCAGUCUUAAUGGGCCUGUUGGACAAGUCUAUGCUCUUGUUGUGGGCAAUGAUAUGCUCCUUGCUGGUACGGAGGAUGGGAUAUUGGCAUGGAAAUAUAAUGGGAGCACCAACAAUUUUGAUCCAGUCAAAGCAUUGACAGGACACACUCAUCAUGUGGUAUCACUGGUCGUUGGAGCUAAUAGACUAUAUUCUGGUUCCAUGGACAAUUCAAUAAGAGUAUGGAACCUUGAAACAUUGGAGUGUGUACAGGUCUUGACAGAUCAUACAAGUGUUGUUAUGUCUGUUUUAUGCUGGGAUCAGUUUCUUUUAUCGUGUUCACUGGACAAAACGAUAAAGGUCUGGGCUGCUAAUGAGAGUGGGAACUUGGAGGUUACAUAUACUCAUCAAGAAGAACUUGGUUUGCUUGCUCUUUGUGGCAUGCAUGAUUCAGAAGCAAAGCCCGUAUUGCUCUGCUCUUGCAAUGACAACACGAUUCGCGUCUAUGAUUUGCCAUCCUUUUCCGAGAGGGGGAAGAUAUUCUCAAAGGAGGGUGUCCGUCGAAUCGAGAUUGGUCCUGCUGGUUUAUUUUUUACUGGUGAUGAAUCAGGUCAAGUUAGAGUCUGGAAGUGGUUAACUGAAUCCAGCAGUACAUCUUGAGAGGAUUGCUACAUUUACAACGAUAAUAUUUCUUUGUUGCUGGCCAGCAAUUAUCUUAUUUUUCUUCUCCUGGUGAGAAAAUGUACCAAGCAAAGAACAUAUAAUAAGACCAGUUUUGAUAUUCAGAGGUAGUACUACUCCAGGGCACUUUCUAGCAGCAGCAUAGUUUAGAGCCCUUGAGGUUUAGUUGCUUUUAACUAUUGAGCUCUUGAUGGGUUCCAGGCAUUUUUUUUCCUAGUCUGGUUUGUACACAAUAUGAUGAUAUUCUUGUAUAUCUCCGGGAGGACAUUUCUGGUGUGUCCUGUAUUGUUCACGUGUUAUGGAUGUAGCUCAAAAAUCUUUUGUUCCUUGA